GUCACAGCCGUCCAACUUCUCGAACUUGCUUGGCUUACGUACGUCUCACAAGGUUUCGAACCCCCUCUCUCUCCCUCUCCCUCUCCCUCUCUCUGCUUGACACAGAAUCUGUGCAGAUCGUCAAAUCUGAUCUCUCAUCUUUCCCGGGUUCAAUGAUCCCUUACAGAUUCCUUCUUCCAGUCACUGAGUCUCUGUCUCGUUCUCUACCCGUUUUUUCAGACAAUUUCGGUAUGUGAAGGAGGGAGUGUCAACUAAAGUUGUUCCCUUACUAUGGAGUCUUGCAAUUGCAUUGAGCCGCAAUGGCCAGCUGAUGAACUAUUGAUAAAAUAUCAAUAUAUUUCAGAUUUCUUCAUUGCGCUUGCUUAUUUUUCCAUCCCUUUAGAGCUGAUAUACUUUGUUAAGAAAUCUGCAGUAUUUCCAUAUAGAUGGGUGCUUGUACAGUUUGGUGCUUUCAUUGUUUUAUGUGGAGCAACACAUCUUAUAAACUUGUGGACUUUUACCUUGCAUUCAAGAACUGUUGCUGUAGUAAUGACCAUUGCAAAGGUUUUGACUGCUGUGGUAUCUUGUGCAACUGCCCUCAUGCUGGUGCACAUUAUUCCUGAUUUAUUAAGUGUUAAAACUAGGGAACUAUUUUUGAAAAACAAGGCUGCUGAGCUUGAUAGAGAGAUGGGCCUGAUUCGUACACAAGAAGAAACAGGUCGUCAUGUUAGAAUGCUAACCCAUGAAAUCAGGAGCACUCUUGACAGGCAUACCAUACUAAAAACCACUCUGGUUGAGCUGGGUAGAACCCUGGCAUUGGAAGAAUGUGCCUUGUGGAUGCCAACACAUACUGGAUUAGAGCUUCAACUAUCCUAUACCCUUCGUCACCAAAAUCCUGUUGGAUUUACGGUACCCAUUCAGCUUCCUGUGAUCAAUCAUGUAUUCAGCACUAGUCGUGCUGUAAAAAUAUCACCUAAUUCUCCAGUUGCGAGAUUACGACCUCUUGCGGGGAACUACUUGCCUGGAGAGGUGGUUGCUGUGCGUGUCCCUCUCCUACAUCUCUCUAACUUCCAAAGUAAUGACUGGACAGAGCUCUCAACAAAACGCUAUGCUUUGAUGGUUUUAAUGCUUCCCUCAGACAGUGCAAGGCAAUGGCAUGUUCAUGAGUUGGAGCUUGUUGAAGUGGUUGCUGAUCAGGUUGCUGUAGCUCUUUCGCAUGCUGCAAUCCUAGAAGAAUCAAUGAGGGCAAGAGAUCUUCUGAUGGAGCAGAAUGUUGCCCUUGACCUGGCCAGGAGAGAAGCAGAAACAGCAAUUCGUGCUCGCAAUGACUUCUUGGCUGUAAUGAACAAUGAGAUGAGAACCCCAAUGCAUGCUAUUAUAGCACUCUCUUCAUUACUGCAGGAAACGGAGCUGACACCUGAGCAGCGCUUGAUGGUUGAAACGAUCCUGAAGAGUAGCAAUCUCUUGGCAACACUGAUAAAUGACGUAUUAGAUCUUUCAAGGCUUGAAGAUGGUAGCCUGCAACUUGACAUUGGAACCUUUAAUCUUCAUGCCAUUUUCAAGGGGGUCCUAAACUUGAUCAAGCCUAUUGCAUCAGUCAAAAGGUUGACCAUUUCAUUAUGUUUGGCUCCGGAUUUGCCAGAAUAUGCUGUUGGAGAUGAAAAACGCCUUAUGCAAACUAUUUUAAACAUUGUUGGUAAUGCUGUAAAAUAUUCGAAAGAGGGCAGCUUCUCAAUCACCGCUUUUGUUGCAAAUUCAGAAUCUUUAAGAGAUUCUCGGGCUCCAGACUUUUUCCCUGUGCCAAGUGAUAAUCACUUCUAUUUGCGAGUUCAGGUAAAAGAUUCUGGAUCAGGAAUUAACCCCCAAGACAUUCCAAAAUUAUUCACUAAGUUUGCUCAGAGUCCAUCAUUAGCAACUAGAAACUCUGGGGGCAGUGGACUUGGCCUUGCAAUUUGUAAGAGGUUUGUAAAUCUCAUGGAGGGGCAUAUUUGGGUUGAAAGUGAAGGUCUUGGCAAGGGAUGUACUGCUAUUUUUAUUGUAAAACUGGGAAUUGCUGAUUGCUCAAAUGAAUCCAAGCUUUCUCUCAUGCCCUUAGUGUCAGCAGCUCAUGGACAGGCAAAUUUUCAAGGGCUCAAAGUUCUUGUUAUGGAUGACAACGGGGUCAGUAGGAGCAUCACAAAGGGACUUCUUGUGCAUUUGGGAUGUGAUGUAACUUCCGUAAGCUCAGGUGAUGAGUGCUUGCGCUUCAUUUCUCAGGAGCACAAAGUGGUGUUCAUGGAUGUCAGCAUGCCAGGUAUAGACAGCUAUGCACUUGCUGUACGGAUAUAUGACAAAUUCGCAAGACGCCUUGAAAGGCCAUUAAUAGUGGCCUUGACUGGGAACACAGACACGGCUGCCAAGGAGAGCUGCUUGAGAGUUGGUAUGGAUGAAGUUGUAUUGAAGCCCGUUUCACUUGAUAAGAUGAGGAGUGUUCUGUUGGAGCUUUUAGAGCACCGAGUUGUGCGGGAGACAUGAUGUACUUUAGAGAAAUGCUCAAAAUCAGAUUUUUUUUUUUUUUUUUAAACUUCUUUUUGGUUUUGAUUGGAAAAAUGAUUUGCUAAAGAUUCUUUGCCUUUUUUAUUUGUUUAAUUUUUUUUUUUAUAGCUUAAAUAAGUUAUGUACAUAUUACACUCUACACUACAUCCCGGAAAUCCAAUGGAAGAUGCACUGGUGUUACCUAAA
Molecule: messenger RNA, 2700 nt
Organism: Malania oleifera
Lineage: Eukaryota; Viridiplantae; Streptophyta; Magnoliopsida; Santalales; Ximeniaceae
Product: ethylene receptor
Exons: 7
Coding region: 271-2493 (740 amino acids)
Biological process (GO): response to ethylene; phosphorelay signal transduction system; phosphorylation
Cellular component (GO): endoplasmic reticulum; endoplasmic reticulum membrane
Molecular function (GO): ethylene binding; phosphorelay sensor kinase activity; protein binding
Source: RefSeq, a predicted model, not a curated record